UUUCUCUUGUACAAGGCAUCUUACUCGCUUCCCUUAGUAUCCCAUUUCAUUGAUACUACAAUCCCAACCGAGACCGUUCAGACGCCCUCUCUUCUUUCCAGUGUUUUCUCUUGUGCUGGUCACAAGACAUCAAGUUACUCCCUUCUCUACCCCAUUUCAUUGAUACUACAAUCCCAACCGAGACCGUUCAGACGCCUUCUCUUCUUCCCGCAAACAUCGAUCCUGGUCAUCACCCGGCUGCGAAUAUUUUCACAUCAUGCAAACUCAUUGCGUGGUCCUUAUUACCCUCUUUGCGACCUCGGUCAUUGGCCUCACUCUCGCAACAUACAUGGAUGUAUCACUCACCGAGGAAGGUUAUCUGUGGGGGCGUGCCACUGUCGAAGAGGCGGACAAAGCUGCGGACGCUGCCUGGAAAAUCCACGCAAAGAAGAAAGUUGAUAAUGUGGCGAACCAAGUACGGCACGACGUCUUGACGGAGAUCCACCCUAAAAGCCACCCCGAAAAUGCUGAAGCACAUGCCUUAUCGGAGAAGGCGAGGGACAAAGCAGUGCUCUGGGACAUAGGCACCGACCGCGUUGCCACUGCCUUUGAAAACCAAUACCUGUACCACCCAGACAGGACACCCGAGGACCUCCAAACUGCCUAUGAGAAGAACGAACAAAAUAAGGCAGAAUUCGAGAGUGCCGCAGAGGCGUUCCGCAAAGCGCAUCGCACCCUCACCGUUGUGCGCCAGAGGAAUCCUGUCAUGGUUCAGAGAGCAAUAGAUGAGGCCGCGAGAGCAGAGGCGAGGUUCAAGAAGGCUGUGUGGAAAUAUAAAAGGAGUGACGCUCUUGUCACGCAUAUAACGCCGCCACGGUUGUCACUGUUUGGGGCGCCACGGGGGCCGUCCCACGCACCGAAACCAUCCCACGCACCGGGACCAUCCCACGCGGUGCCAUAG
Molecule: messenger RNA, 940 nt
Organism: Dacryopinax primogenitus
Lineage: Eukaryota; Fungi; Basidiomycota; Dacrymycetes; Dacrymycetales; Dacrymycetaceae
Exons: 2
Coding region: 257-940 (227 amino acids)
Source: RefSeq, a predicted model, not a curated record